Messenger RNA from Sipha flava (yellow sugarcane aphid), 3163 nucleotides. RefSeq names its product fanconi-associated nuclease 1-like. Lineage: Eukaryota; Metazoa; Arthropoda; Insecta; Hemiptera; Aphididae. The record is from RefSeq and is a predicted model, not a curated record. The transcript is spliced from 13 exons. Gene Ontology annotation, molecular function: 5'-3' exonuclease activity; flap-structured DNA binding; 5'-flap endonuclease activity. Gene Ontology annotation, biological process: interstrand cross-link repair. The coding region runs from base 136 to 2913 and encodes 925 amino acids. Gene Ontology annotation, cellular component: nucleus.
AAAAAUGUUUGAAACAGUUUUGUUACUAUGAAAGAAGUCUGAAAUUAAGCAUUUACGAUUUCAAAGUGUAAUAAUUAUUUAGUUAUCUGAAGUAGCUGUUGCUAAAGGUAUUGUUUGUUUUUAUUAUUGUAAAAUAUGGAUUCAACUUCGCCAUUCACACCGAAAAGAAGUAGGAUAAAGAGGAAAACUAGUGGAGAAAUUAAUUCUGUAUCUCGGACUUUGUUAUUUGAUGAUUCUCAUAGCCGCUCACCUUUUAACAAAAACCUAGAGUUUUCACCACUAAGUCAACAAGCCAUAUUACCUUGUGAGAAUGAAUUAAUAAAACCCGAACAGAUAACACCAAUUAAAAUGGAACAUUCUGAUUUUAAGAAAAAUAAUAAAAUAUUGGUAUCACCGAGUAUUAAAAAUCGUCCUAAUCGCUUUAAUAUAGAUGAAGAAACUAAAAUUUCUAUUAAAUCAUCUUCUAGAAAAAGAAAUAGUUCAAAUAAUUCUACUCCAUCUAAAAAAUUCAAAUCAAUUGGUAGUGAAAAUUGUAAGCCAAUAACAUAUUAUUUUCAACCUAUUCAGAAAAUAACAUUGCCACUAACAAACAAAAUUGAUGAUUAUUUUAAAUCUGCUACUGAACAAAGAUCAAAUGAAGAAAAAAUUAAGAUUAAUAUUGAAAGUACUGUAAAAUCUGAAUUUUUAACAAAUAACGUGGAUUUUUCUAAAGAAAAUCAUAUUAAAUCACCAACAACUGCUCUAAGCCCUCAUACUCAAAACAGAAAAAAAAAAAAUUCAAAAAUAACAGAUGUUAAGAGUCAACUUUCUAUAGAACAAGUUACUAAACAGUUACAUUUUCCUUCACAAGUCACUCCAACUAAAAAUGGAAAAAUAAAUCAUAUUAUGAAUACUCCUACGAAAAGUCCAAGAAUUAUUGAUUUAUUACAAAAUAAAGUUACAAUUACUGGUGGUGAUACGUAUAGUAGAUUUAUUAAAUAUAUUGUUCUAAAAGCAGAAAUUUUUUUUCUUUGUGAAGAUGGUAUAAUGACUAUUAUUGAUAGUUGUACUGAUGAUGAACUUAAAAUUUUUGGAAGACUGAUAGCUAGAAAACAUGGAUGGAUUCGUGCAGAUGAGCCUGAUGGCCUUAAAAAAUAUAAAGAAUUAAAUUUAUGUCAUGAUUUUGAUAGUGUCUUAAUGUCAUUAGCAACAAAACAAUUAAUAAAUACAGAUGUUUAUUCUUGUGAGCUUGACUGUCUACUAAAUAUUUUAAAAGCCCACGAACUUAAAAAAUUGCAAAAAACAUUCAAAAUUAACUCAGCUUCCAAUAAAAGUCAGACUAAACCUGAAAUGAUUAAAUCAUUUAUGAACCUUGUAAAUAAGCAAAGAACAAUCAGGGGAAAUUCGUCCACCAAUUUGAAAGAAUGCAUUAAAAAAAUUUUAGGAUAUUGCCUAAAAUUAUCAGAUUCAAUAAGAGAUGAUAUAAUGAGCUGCCUAAUAUAUGAAUCAUACCCAUAUUUUAACGGAGAUGAAAAAGAUAGAUUUCGUGAUUGUUUUACCAAAUUUUCUAUGGUUGAAAAAAAAGAACUCAAAUUUCCCACUUUCAAUGUGAAACGAGUUUCAAUUAAUUUCAAUUCAAAAGAUAGUUUAGAAAUGUACAAAAAUGCUUUAAAUCUUCGUCAAGAAGUACAGUUAUCUCUAGAAAAAAAAGACCAUGAAAAUGCCAUUAAAGUUUUAAAGGUUGUAUUUGAAAAAUUUAAGUCUGCUGUACAUGAUAAAUGCAUAAGGGAUUCAUUUUUAGAAUUACCUACCUAUUUACGAAAAUACUCUGCAGUAUCAGUAUAUGCCCAUGUUUUGUUUAAAAAUAUAUCUAUAUUAAAAAAAUCUACUGCUAAUAAAAAUUUAGCAAAAGAAGUAUUGGAAUAUUUAUUAAAACAUAAGGAAUUUUCAAUGUCUAAAAUACCUGAUUUACAUAUUGAAUUAGCAAAAGUGUUUGAAUCCCAAUUCAAACAAUUAAAUAAUGCUGCAACAGUUAUACUAGAUGGCCUAAAGGAUAAAACAAUUAGUGAAUUAGGUCAUCAAAUGUUGUCAAGUAGAGCAAUGAUUUAUGUGAAUCGUAAAAUCAGGAAAUUGGAUGAUAAUCUAAAAGAAGAGUUACUGACAUUUAUUUCAAAUACAAAAAAACAACUGCCUAAUACAACAAUAAAUGGCAAAAUUAUAUCUACUACAGAAAAAAAUUCAUCUGGUCGCAAACAAGUAUAUUCCAAGAAAAUUAAAAAUGGAGAUGUUCUUUAUAUGUCUGUUGAAGAUCUUGCUUUGUCACACUAUAAAAGUCAAGGAUUUUCAAAUGGAAUUCAUGAUGAGGGUCAACUUAUAAAAUCAAUGUUUUUAUUGUGUUUUUGGGAUAUUAUAUAUGAUAGUUACCCUUCAUACAUACUUUUCAUUAGCCAAUAUCAAGACUGUCCUUUGGAUUGGAGAUCACGUCACUUUUAUAAUAUCAGGGAACAAAGAAUCAAAGACCGAAUGGCGGAGUUAAAACUAAUGACUGUUAAUCAGAUUUGUGAUAUAUUGAAAACAGGUUGUGAUAAAUAUUAUGAGACUCAAUCAGUUAUUAAUUGGAAGUUUAUGAAUGAUGAGAAUUUACCAAUAUGUAAAAUAAUACUAGAAUGUGUAGGAAUAGAAGUGUUCCUAGCAAUCGGUAACCAAAUAUUAAAAGAUGGUCGAGUUUAUAUGUAUGGUAUGCCAGAUCUUAUUGUUUGGGAUGCUAUUAACCAUAGGUGUAUGUUUGUUGAAGUAAAAGGGCCAAAUGAUAAAUUAUCAGAGAGACAAACUUCUUGGUUAUUUAAAUUAAUGGAGUUUGGUGCAAAUGUGGAAGUUUGUCAUGUGGUUGGAAAUGGAGGCAAAAAGAAAGAUAAUUAUGAAAAUAUGGACUGAUUUCAUAGGUUUUUAUUAUAAUUUGAGUUGUUCACCAAGAAGAUUAAUUAAAAAUAUUAUUUUGUUAAAGCCUUAAAUAUAUUUAUUUUUAAAGUUUUCCAUGUACAGUAGAACCUUGAUUAUCUGGAGUAAUGAUUGGGAUGAGUCACACUGAUAAAUGAAAACCAUGGUUAAUCAAGACUUUAUUUAAGUUACAAAUUUGAAUUCAAUUUUUUUAUUUACAUUUUUUAUUAAAUUUUAUUCAAACUUU